This is a messenger RNA of Caenorhabditis remanei, 300 nucleotides long. RefSeq lists its product as uncharacterized. The transcript is spliced from 3 exons. The record is from RefSeq and is a predicted model, not a curated record. The coding region runs from base 1 to 300 and encodes 99 amino acids. NCBI's taxonomy places the organism in Eukaryota, Metazoa, Nematoda, Chromadorea, Rhabditida, Rhabditidae.
AUGUCGAAGCGUGCUCCGCCAGCUAAUGCAACUGGAGCUGAGUCAGUCAACAACACUGAACUGGCGAAUAUGCAACUUCGUCGAGAGUUGGUUAAAUUAGAGUACUACGAUCCAGUCAGCAAAAGGAGAAUUUUGAAGAAAGAGUUCGAAAGGUUCCACUGCUGCAUGUGUAAAUCGACGGCAUUCAGUCACAAUCGUCUGGUUGGCCAUGUUUCUCGCUGCUUGUCAGAUGGACAAAACUUUAAGGAGAUGAUGUUGAAAUCGAUGGAGUAUACAAUCCAAAAAAAUUUCGGACAAUAA